AUGGCGACCGACGUAUCAACCAAUUUAAACGACAACCUGUUAAAAGAGAAAAUCUUUAACUGCAAGAUUUGCGAUGAGCUCUGCAUUUCCGAUAUAUUUUUAAUAAUCGGUAAAGGGAACGUGUGUUCGAAAUGCUAUGAAGAGUGCGAAGAUAAAUCGAGAGCAGAGUUAAAUUCCGCUCUUAUUUUUGUCAUGUCGCAGCUUAUUUUGCUGUGCAAGUACGAAUUUAAGGGCUGCAUUAAAAAACUGACAUGUAAAAAUUAUGAAAGGCACAUCAAUGUUUGUGAAUACAAAGUGAAACCUUGUCCGAUGCUGAUGUAUGAAGAUUGCAAAUGGAAUGGAAAUAAUUUAGAAAUAUCCGAACAUAUUUCAACAGAACACACAGAGCAUGUGAUAAAAAGUGAAAAUAACAUUUUUAAAGUUGAGACUUCCUUAUCUGAAACAUACAACAUAAAAUUAUUGAUUGAUGACUACAAAAGCUGUCUUCUAAGAACUUCAAUUGUCGAUAAUAAGUUUUACUAUGCUAUGAAUCCCAUCUUUCAAUGUGAAGAAACUGUUGAGUAUUCAGUAAAACACAAAAGUAAAGAAACACAGAACAGUUCAACAACUGUAGGCACCCUUACCAAGUUAAAUAGUAUUUAUGGUAAAUCAAACCUGCAUAAAAAUCCCAAUGCCACCAUUGUAGAUAUGGAGUUAUUGAAACAUUUUGCAGAUGAAAACAAUUCGAUAGAAAACGAAUUUAAUUUAAAUCCAAGUGACAUUGAUGAAAAAACAUUAAAACUACUGGAAUGUCCUGUCUGUUUUCACACAAUGAGACCACCAAUUUAUCAGUGUUCAAGUGGACACAGCAUCUGUAUUGUGUGUCGUGACAAAAUAGGGAAUCAAGAACAAAAUCAAACAUUUGGUAGCUUUGGUAUCUUUGGAGCACCAGCCUUUGGAGCACCAGCCUUUGGAGCUUGUAGUAUUAGUAGAUUAAAAAAAUGUCCCACAUGCCAAGCAGAAUGGACUAAAACAAGAAAUUAUUUAAUAGAAGGAUUAACCAAUAAUUUAAAAUAUCCAUGCCAAUUUAAAAAAUUAGGAUGCAAAGUAUUUGGCACUGAACCUCAAGUAAGCAAGCACGAAGAAUCUUGUCCAUUUCAUAUCUACAAAUGUCCAAUGUCAUGCCCUGAAUCUGGUAACUUUGAAUUCCUAUUGAAACAUUUAAAUAAUAAACAUAAGGAUAUGCAACUUACAACUAAAUUAUCAUUUAGAUUUCAAGAAUCAUCAACCAGGAAAUGGACUCUGUAUGAUUCAAAAUUAUUUAUAAUCACAUAUUAUUGUACUCACAGUGAUUAUAUGAAUUGGGUUGCUGAAUUAUAUUGCUCCAAUGAAAAUCCUAGUUCUUAUAUCUAUACAGUGGAAGUUUUAAAGAGUGGAAGUGAAUGGUCAUUAAUAAAAAAUGCUGAAUGUUUAAAAAAAGCCAAUUUGCAGGAAAGAAAUGAUAAAAUGUCUUUAGAGUGCAAAUAUGCAACAUUUAACAUUACUAUAAAAAAAAACGUGCCUCAAUAA
This is a messenger RNA of Brassicogethes aeneus, 1548 nucleotides long. NCBI's taxonomy places the organism in Eukaryota, Metazoa, Arthropoda, Insecta, Coleoptera, Nitidulidae. The record is from the annotation of a GenBank genome assembly.